Pyricularia pennisetigena is the source of this 729-nucleotide messenger RNA. RefSeq lists its product as uncharacterized. Bases 1 to 729 code for a protein of 242 amino acids. The record is from RefSeq and is a predicted model, not a curated record. Lineage: Eukaryota; Fungi; Ascomycota; Sordariomycetes; Magnaporthales; Pyriculariaceae. The transcript has 2 exons.
AUGAAAUUCUUCAGCACUAUCGUCCUUCUUUUUGCCGGCCUGGCGUCGGUCCAGGCCCAAAACAGCACCGCUUCGGCCACGGCUUCCGGUACCGAAGUUGCAUCGCAGUCGGCCACCUCGACGAGCAGCUCUACCAGCAGCGCGGCCAGCAGCGCGGCGACGCUGAGCCUUCAAGACCUACUGAACAACCUGGGCGGCGGGCUCAACAACGUGGGCAAAAUCAACUUCAACAACCGCAACGACGUCCUCAACGCUAUAGGCCUGCUGAUGAACCAGCUAUGCGUCGGCAAUUUGUUCAACGGCAGCCUGCUUGCGGGCCUGGGGUCCAACCAGCAGCUCCAGCUCCUGUUCCAGCUCGACCAGCUGAACCAGCUCAACAGGCUCGGGCUGCUGAACAACUUUGACCUGCAGGGCAUCUUCAACAGGGGCUUCGGCGGCAUCAACCUGGGCGGCGGCGUUGUCAGGGGAGCCAACGGCUUCAACAGGGCUGGUUUCAACUUUGCCGGCUUCAAGCGUGCAGUUGAUGAUGCCAUGGCGAAGCUCGACGCAAGCCCGGAGCGCCGCAGUGUCAAUGUCAAGAGGCAGCAACGGCUGUGCAACGCCGCCGGCGUCGUCACUGGAGUCGCUGGCAGGAACGGGGGUAGGGCUCGCCAGACGUCGUCCACCACCACCACUGCGGCACAAGCCACAGCGACGGCUGAAGCGGAGGUGGAUGACGAGGAAAAGUAG